AUAUUGGCUGUGUUUUGUAAGCCUUUCUGACUCACGGUAAUGUGGACUGAUUGUAAACUCCAAUGUUCUUGAUGUUGAUUCAACUGUAACAUGCACGCUGUAUUUCUUGUACUAUGCCACACAGAUGAGACGUUCGCAGAAGGACUGGGGCGGUGCCUCAGCGACUGAGUUUUCGCAGGAUGUAAGUUCUCCUGCUCAUGCGAACCUGGGCUUUAGGCUGAGAAGUCGACUUCUCAUGAUGGUUUGGAACGAAAUGACUCUGCUCUCCAAAGCGCAAACCUGCCCGCUCGAUGUGCAACGUAUCAUCAUGUCUUGUCUUACACCCAGGGAUGCAGCAUGCAUGGCAUUGACCUGCAGGAACUGGUUGUACGCAUCCCGAGAGCGACUCUAUCGAGUAAUAUUGCGGGAUGGAUGUUAUGGGACCCUGAAACGUUUGGAUCGCACACUCAAUGGAUCUGCAGAAAUACGGAACUUCGUAAAGUUCCUCAGCAUUUUUGAUUGCGAAUAUCAUUGGGUUCUUCCUGAUUGGAUGACUUUGUUACCAGCGGGUAAUGUGCGACAGGUCAAAUUAUUGCUCCAGAACUCGGAUCUUUGCGUGCCCCCCGUGUCCCCCGUGUUGUCCUUGCCCUUGAUGAAUCAAGUCCACACACUCUUUUUGAAAUUCGGGUUGUGGAAAGGGGGAGUAAGGGAAUUUAUGGCUUUGCCUAACUUACGGCGCUUGUGGCUGGAACCACGGCACGUCUCCCAAGGGCAGCAGCUGCUGCUGCUGCAUCCUGUUUCAUUACCAGACUGUCGUCUGACAAUUAACGAUCCCUGGGCAUAUCAACCUUCUUCGCUCGAUUGCAGCCAUUGUCAACGUUACCGGGCUCCUGGUUCAUUUCCCCCCCUAUGAGAACAAGGCAAUGCUAGCCGACUUGGUGACCAUCCUCAAAUCCUCGUUCACAACUCUCCAUUAUCUUGCAAUCGACUUUCACUCCUACUACGGACCCCCCAUAAUCGACGAUGUCCUCCCGUACCUCCCUCGUCUGACUUAUUUGAUGUGCAGUGGUGGAUUAUACAGAGAAGGAGUGCUCCCUGACAAUCUCUCCGAAUUCCGUCUUUACACGGACGAUUGUCAAGUUAUUCAGGGCGUCUUAUGUCAGUUAGAAGCGAAGAAAAGGCGCUUGGAACGCAGCUCACCUUCCUCUCC
Molecule: messenger RNA, 1189 nt
Organism: Cantharellus anzutake
Lineage: Eukaryota; Fungi; Basidiomycota; Agaricomycetes; Cantharellales; Hydnaceae
Exons: 3
Coding region: 125-892 (255 amino acids)
Molecular function (GO): protein binding
Source: RefSeq, a predicted model, not a curated record